Messenger RNA from Ectocarpus sp. CCAP 1310/34, 426 nucleotides. The record is from the annotation of a GenBank genome assembly. Lineage: Eukaryota; Phaeophyceae; Ectocarpales; Ectocarpaceae.
CGCCGGCCUGCGGUGAUGUCAUGAAGCUACAGAUCAAGGACGAGGAGGUGGACGAGAACGGGGUGAUCACCGAGUCGAAGUUUAAGACGUUCGGGUGCGGGUCGGCGAUCGCGUCGAGCAGCGUAGCGACGGAGUGGCUCAAGGGGCGCUCCGUGGACGAAAGCUUGAAGAUCAAGAACACCGACAUCGCGGGGCACCUCAAGUUGCCGCCGGUGAAGCUGCACUGCAGGCAAGGGGAACAUUUUUUUUGUGUCUGUUCUGCAUGUCUGUUGUCCUUGUGGGCGCACAUGCUCGCAGAGGACGCGAUCAAGGCGGCAAUCAAGGACCUCCAGGACAAGGGCGCCGUCGCCAAGCCGGCACAACACGCCGAGGCGGCAUGAUCAGAUUGGGUCAGGGUUGACGUUGCCGUCAACACGCCGUCCAGGA